This is a messenger RNA of Zea mays, 2724 nucleotides long. RefSeq names its product hydroxyproline O-galactosyltransferase GALT6. The record is from RefSeq and is a predicted model, not a curated record. Gene Ontology annotation, cellular component: Golgi membrane. The coding region runs from base 256 to 2232 and encodes 658 amino acids. NCBI's taxonomy places the organism in Eukaryota, Viridiplantae, Streptophyta, Magnoliopsida, Poales, Poaceae. Gene Ontology annotation, molecular function: carbohydrate binding; hydroxyproline O-galactosyltransferase activity. The transcript is spliced from 7 exons.
GGAACACACGCACCGUCCCAAGUUAACCUCUCGUGCUCGGGCACUUUCUUUUUCCUUCCCCCCUGUGCGCUCGGCCGCCUCCGCCGCUGCCUCGCUCCCUCCGCGCCCACCACGGAGGCGCACGCGCGGGCGCAGCGUCCCUCGCGUGCCUCGCCUUCCGCACUGCUCUGUCCGCCCGCCUGGCUCCUGCCUCCUCCUCCUCCUCCUCCUCUAGGGUUAGGGCACGCGUCGCGGGGGCCCGUGGCGCCCGGCGCAAUGCGGAGGCCGUCGGGGGCCGGCGUGCCGAGCCGCCGCCGCCGCGCGAUCCAGGUGCUCGUGGCGGUCUCCCUCGCCUACGCGGUCGCCGUGCUGCUCCUCGAGUCGCCCCUCGUGUCCACGUCGCUGCCCGGGGCGGGGGCGUCCGCCGCGGCGUCGCGGAAGCUCCACCUCGACGGCGCGUGGGAGGGCGCGGGACGAGCAGCGCCGGCGCGCCCCGCGAAGCACCCGCACAGGGAGACCCUCUCGGCGGACGCGGGGCGGGGACGGGCGCGCCGGUUGGCGGGGAUCGUCUCUGGCCUCGAGCUCCGCCACCUCAACUCCACCCGCUCCGGCUCGCUCCGCAAGGUCGCCGCGGAGGCCGCCGAGUCAGGGGCCCGCGUGUUCUCCGACCUGGAGGCUCUAGCGACGGCCUUGACUUUCUCGGGCGAUUCGUCAGGGGAGGAGGAGGAGAAGAGCAAGUGCCCGCACUCGAUCGUCCUCAGCGGCGACGAGUUCCGGGAGAGGGGGCGGGCGGUGGAGCUGCCGUGCGGGCUCACGCUGGGUUCGUAUAUCACGGUCGCCGCGACGCCGCACGAGGCGCACCCUGAGCGGGAUCCUAAGAUCACGCUGCUCAGGGAGGGGGAAGAGCCGAUCAUGGUGUCGCAGUUCAUGAUGGAGCUGCAGGGGCUCAAGACGGUGGACGGCGAGGAUCCGCCCAGGAUUCUCCACUUCAACCCCCGCCUCCGCGGCGACUGGAGCGGCAAGCCGGUGAUCGAGCAGAACACCUGCUACCGCAUGCAGUGGGGCACUCCGCUCCGCUGCGAUGGCUGGAGGUCCCGUGCCGACGAGGAGACUGUGGAUGGGUUGGCCAAGUGUGAGAAGUGGAUUCGGGAUGAUGAAGGGCGGUCCGAGGAGUCGAAAACAUCAUGGUGGCUGAACCGGCUCAUUGGCCGUACGAAGACCGUCUCCGUUGAUUGGCCAUACCCAUUCGUGGAGAACCACCUGUUUGUUCUAACUCUCACUGCUGGAUUGGAAGGUUACCAUGUGAAUGUUGAUGGACGGCAUGUGACAUCAUUUCCAUACCGCACUGGAUUUGUUCUUGAGGAUGCUACUGGCUUAUCAUUGAAUGGGGACCUGGAUGUGCAAUCAGUGUUCGCGGGGACUCUGCCCACUACACAUCCUAGCUUUUCUCCACAGAAACAUCUAGAGUUGUUACCCAGUUGGCAGGCCCCUCCCCUUCCAGACGAACCAGUUGAGAUUUUCAUCGGUAUCCUGUCAGCAGGCAACCAUUUUGCUGAGCGUAUGGCUGCAAGAAAGACAUGGAUGUCUGCUGCUCAGAAGUCGUCGAAUGUUGUGGCCCGUUUUUUUGUUGCCCUGCAUGGCAGAAAUGAGGUUAAUGUGGAGCUGAAAAAAGAGGCUGAGUUUUUUGGUGACAUUGUUAUUGUCCCAUUCAUGGAUAGCUAUGAUUUGGUUGUUCUCAAGACAAUUGCCAUAUGCGAGUAUGGGGUCCAUGUUGUAUCUGCUAGAUACAUAAUGAAGUGUGAUGAUGAUACUUUUGUUAGACUUGAUUCAGUAAUGGCUGAAGUGAAGAAAAUCCAGAAUGGUGAAAGUCUCUAUAUAGGGAACAUGAAUUAUCACCACAAGCCAUUACGUGAUGGGAAAUGGGCUGUUACUUACGAGGAAUGGCCAGAAGAGGAUUAUCCCAUCUAUGCAAAUGGUCCUGGAUAUGUUAUAUCCUCUGAUAUUGCAGGUUCCAUUCUAUCGGAAUUUUUAAAGCAUAAAUUAAGGCUUUUCAAAAUGGAGGAUGUGAGCAUGGGCAUGUGGGUAGAGCGGUUCAACAACACCAGACUUGUUAAAUAUGUCCACAGCAUCAAAUUUUGUCAAUUUGGAUGCAUAGAUGAUUAUUACACUGCACACUACCAAUCACCAAGGCAGAUGUUGUGUUUGUGGGACAAACUGCAGGCUGGAAAAGCCCAAUGCUGCAAUAUGAGAUAGCAAGAAUGGAUGUGGUGGUACUGGUAAGCUUUUCUGUGGUGGUAGUGCCCAUCCUAAUUCACGAAGGAGUUGAGAACCUAAUAGCCCCAAGAUUAACUUCAAGAAUAUUGGCUGGAAAUAAAUUAAGCCCUUGAGAUGACUAACAAAUGGACAUUUAACGGAAUUCUUUUGGUAUAGCUGACCAGGUGGUGUUUGAGCUGGAAAUGGAAACAAGGGGAACAGACAGCAGCCUGUAACGCCUUUCCCUCUUCUUUUCUCAACGUAUAGACCGAGUUCUUUGAGCAGUAUGAGACCUGCUUGGGGACUUGAUUUGUAAAUGGAACGGUUAGAAAGCUUAGUUAAAUAACUGUUACUUUUUGGCACCAUUGGCUGUGGUUGCUGUCAGACAACCCAGCUGGUACACAUGAGCGAUCUUGGUGGACAAGAAUUUUGCUGUGUAACUUCUCUUAACAUGGUCAUAAUUUAUGAUUUGAUCAGUUGGUGGAUGUAUCA